Saccostrea cuccullata (small rock oyster) is the source of this 855-nucleotide messenger RNA. RefSeq lists its product as uncharacterized. The transcript has 3 exons. NCBI's taxonomy places the organism in Eukaryota, Metazoa, Mollusca, Bivalvia, Ostreida, Ostreidae. The coding region runs from base 67 to 801 and encodes 244 amino acids. The record is from RefSeq and is a predicted model, not a curated record.
UUCUGCUCUUAUAAACAAUAUGCAUUAACGUCCUACACAUCCAGCCUGAGACAGACCAACGUGAAGAUGGAGGGACCCUAUUGUAAACCUUUGCUUGCUGUGUUUAUAAUUCUACUGCAGACCAUUUUUGGAAAUUGUGAGGUGCAGGUAUUGCGGCCAAUUGGUAAGGCGAAAAUACAACCGUUAUCGCUGAGUGUAAUUCAGCGUGAAACACAGUUCAAGAUCCACUGUCUGUUUAAGGGCCCCUCUGAUACAGAAUCCAGAUCCCCUAUCAAAGUUUUAGAUAUUCAGAAAGAUUUCACUUUGUUUGAGGCAAUUAUACCGGUCCGAAACGUCACCAACCACAAGUUAAUUCUAAAAUCUAAGUCUACAUCGGAAACAUUGAAAAUGGCUUUAAACUUUUUUCCCACAAGAUAUGCGCAAUUUGAAUUUUACGGAUCAAACUGCGAGUUUGAAGUGAAGGGUUCUACUGAUAAAUCCAAGUAUUCAGCCAUCGUUAAAAAUUGCGGAGCAGAAGAGGACUACACCAUGUACCAAUAUUUUAAAGCUAAGCUUAACCUAUCCGAUGAGAUUGUCUCAGUUACGUCAUUUCCGGAAAGUGAGAAGUAUUGGAAAUAUGUUAAUGUGUCUGAGAGCUACGAACCGGAAGAUACAGCGACCGCCAUUUUGAACAAAGAUUUGAUGGCCGAGGAUGGCGUUAAAGUGAGAAAUCUCGAUUUCGACGUGUUUGCUUUAGGACACAGACCACCACAAAGAAGAAAGAUGUGUGAAAGCCUUGUCUGGACAUUCAGUCUUAUUUAAUAUUCUUGAAAUGCAGUGGACAAGUUUAAACAAAAUGCAAAUUGAGUUUUAAUA